Molecule: messenger RNA, 1755 nt
Organism: Marasmius oreades (fairy-ring Marasmius)
Lineage: Eukaryota; Fungi; Basidiomycota; Agaricomycetes; Agaricales; Marasmiaceae
Exons: 7
Coding region: 1-1755 (584 amino acids)
Biological process (GO): SCF-dependent proteasomal ubiquitin-dependent protein catabolic process
Cellular component (GO): SCF ubiquitin ligase complex
Molecular function (GO): protein binding
Source: RefSeq, a predicted model, not a curated record
AUGGCACAAGUCGACCCGGACUCGUAUUGCCAACCACUUGAUGUUAACUCCACUCAUAUCAUACCAGUACCUACACAGAAAGCCGAUGCACUACAGUUCAGUCGAUUACUAGGCGGGUUUUUGGAUUGGUUUUUACCUCACGAUACUGGGCAUAACCAACUACAAGAACGGUCGAAUCGGCAACCGAAACCUACAAUGCAGGCAGCACCCAAUAUCGAGGAAACAGAGGAGCUAAAGCAAUUCAGGGAGGCGUGGAAAGCAGAAGUAUGGAGGAAAAAGCAAGUUGGAACCAGCGCUGGGCAUGGUGCAAGCCUAAAAGUUUCAGAAGGCGCUGCUCCAGCUCAUAUGCCCACCACCAAUCAUGGAAUUCAGGACCCGAUACCGAGAGUAUCGAGCGUCACUAUUACGAGUCCAUCCGAAGAAGUCGUCGUCUCACCCACCCGCCGGUUCACUGCAGUGGCCUUUGCCUCCAGCGGUAGUUCUUCCCCAGCCGUGGGGAUAUACCGUCGGGCUGUUCUACACGAACAAAAAGGGGAACUUGACGAAGCUUUGGUACUUUAUCGCCAAGCAUUCCGUCGAGAGUCCAAUGUCGACAAGUUGUACCAUCAGGAGGAACGGUUGGGUGCCUUCCUUGUUGCUCAGGCGCAGAAACAGAAAGAGAUCUCUGGAAGUGGAAGUACUAGUGGAAAGAAGAAGGAACAAGUUGAUGACGUCGACGAAGUUAAAGCCCUCUCAGAGAACCUCAAAGACACGCUCACAUUCCAUGACAAAACAACACAGUCGGCGGAGAAAGCAUCCAAACGUGCGAGUGAAGGAAAUAUCCGAAGCUAUAGCAGGCUAGUAUCUACACUGAAGGAGAUCUCCGAACCGUUGGCGUUCGAACCAGAGGACGAGAAGGAGCCUGUUCCUCUAAACAUACUGCCCUACGAGAUGGUUGUUCACGUUCUGAAACACCUUGACCCAUCGUCUAUAGAGCGUUUUGCUGCCGUCAAUAAGAAAGCCAGGGUGAUCAGCUUGGAUUCGUCAAUUUGGAGGGAACUCGUGGAGUUUACAUAUAAGCCACCGCAAGUAUUAGAUCAAGGGGUGCUCAAGACACUCUACGACGAAUAUCUGUACGACCAUCGCAGAUUAUAUAUCGAACAACCUCGCGUACGGAUGGACGGUGUUUAUAUUGCGAUGUGCCAUUACGUACGCUAUGGUAUGAGCGAGAACUCAUGGGUGAACCUCAGUCAUUUAAUCACUUACCACCGGUACCUCCGUUUCUACCCGAACGGACAGGUACUAUCCCUUUUGACCAACGAACAAACUCCAGCUGAGGUCAUAUCUCGACUUAAGCCCACACGACCGACCAAAGGUCUCCUUAUUGGUACCUGGCACCUAAGCGGAACAACGAUCGUCUUGUCAAACCUCAUAGAUUCAGACAGUCUCUCAGACCCCAAGCUCGCCCCCGUCGACUUGAAUUCACCCUCAUCUGUCCUGUCUGCCAUCAACAACGUUCAUAGAACGAGCAACCUCACCGGAACCGGAACGGCAUCGACGGGGCCGUCUUAUCAUCCGCCGGGGAUGUCAUUAAGAUUAAGAUAUGUUUUUACGAUGAGUCUCUCACUCCGAUCUAGACCAUUAGGAAGGUGGAACAAGUUGGAUAUUACCUCCUAUGAUUCCAUUCAUCUAGAGACGGGAGAUGUUCAUCCGGUUGCCUUGAAACAUGAGCGGCCAUUCUGGUUCUCGAAAGUUCGAUCUUAUGCAUACGGUUGA